This is a messenger RNA of Chlorocebus sabaeus (green monkey), 1415 nucleotides long. The record is from RefSeq and is a predicted model, not a curated record. Lineage: Eukaryota; Metazoa; Chordata; Mammalia; Primates; Cercopithecidae.
AGAAGCUGCGCCGGGAGGGUCCGCUGGCUGGGCAGGGAGUGGUGCUCUGCCAACUCUGAAGUCCCCAGGUCUGAGCUCAGCAGCCUUUGCUGGCGCCCAAGCUGCAGCUGUGAUUUGCAUGGAGCUCUGCCCGCCAGAGAGUGUCCUCAUGGGGGUUUCCCCAGGCGAGGCCUUCAGCAUCUCAAGGUUCUCUAACUGCUAUAGCCUCAGUCAUGUGUUCCCACGUGGGAACGCUGUCUUCACACGUGACUAGGGCUAGAGUAGCUGGAACUUCAGGAUGCCUUCCCCUCCCAGGGAAUGUCCUGAAAACUCUGCCAACUCCCACUGACGUGGGGCGGGAACGCAGGGCUGGUAACAAGCUGUCAUAGAUGUUUCUGACACGUGAGCCAUGCACAUGCGCGGUUGGCCAUCCGUCGGUUGUGCGCACGCGCAGUGACGAGCUGUCAGAGGUGCGCAUGCGCAGUCGGGCUUACGGGCUUUCGCUUCGCGCGGUCUGACUGCUUGGCUUCGCUUGUUACUGGCUCUGACUUUGGAAGCCGCGGAGUUUCCUGGUUGGAGGUGGUGGCUGACCAGAGUGGCUUGGUCUUAUUGGGCCCCUGAGGCUGUGAUAGGCGGACUGGUGCUGAGGUGUCUCUGAUAGCCUCCACCAUGAAGGGGCCCUGCGGCUGCGGCUCCUUCACCUGCUGGCGGAGGCGCAGGGGGGACGAUGUCGAGGACGAUGACAGCCCCUUCACCCAGCGCGGGUACAACAUCCGAGAGAAACACCUCGGCAAGCUCCACAGAGCUGCCAGCCGGGGUGAAGUCUCCAAGGUGGAGCGCAUCCUUUCGCGCGGGAACGCUAACUUGGAUGAGAGAGACAAGAAAAAGAAGACUGCUCUGCAUUUGGCCUGUGCCAACGGCCAUCCAGAAGUGGUAGCUCUUCUGGUGGACAGAGGAUGUCAACUUAAUGUCUUUGACAACAAAAACAGGACAGCUCUGCUAAAGGCAGUACAAUGCCAGGAAGAGGAAUGUGCGACUAUUUUGCUAGAACACGGUGCCGACCCAGACCUUCCAGAUGUCUAUGGCAAUACUACCUUACACUAUGCCGUCUACAAUGAGGAUAUACCAAUGUCAAAAAAACUGCUUUUACACCAUGCUGAUAUUGAAUCAGCAAACAAGGAUGAACUCACACCAUUUUUGCUAGCUGUGCAUGAACAAAAACAGCAAAUGGUAGAUUUUUUAAGAAAGCAAAAAGAAAAUUUAAGUGCAGCUACGUUUGAAAGCAUUCACCAACUAAUGUCUGAACACAAAGAAAACGAGACACCUAGAAAUCCUCAAAAUAGCAAUCCAGAAGGAACAUCUAACAAGAUGGCGUGCUUGGGAGAAGGAGCAGCAGGUGCAAAAGUGGAUGAGAUUCCUGGAUAUCCUGUAAAAAG